UGUCGGCGGGGGAUGGUUGUGUUUGGCGUCAUUGUAUUUUUAACGGUUUGUUGACAAAAAUUGUACAAUUGUUGUAAUAUUUAUCAACAAAUAGUGUAAAACAUUCUUAUAAUUUGUUUUGUGACAUAAAAAGUGAACCGUAAUCAUGGCUACCCAGCCAGAAGUUGGUGUGUCCGACUUCGUCCUGCUAGACAAUUUGACCACGGAUAAGUUUAUCGAAAAUUUGCAUCUCAGAUUCCAACACAACAAGAUAUACACUUACAUCGGCGAGGUGCUGGUCUCCGUCAACCCGUACAAGAACUUGGACAUCUACAAUGCACAACACAUGGCCCAGUAUCGAGGCAGGGAAAUGUUUGAAGUACCACCACACGUGUAUGCUGUGGCAGACGCCUGUCAAAGAGUGCUCAGACAGCAGGGCAGGGAUACAUGCGUCUUGAUAUCUGGUGAAUCCGGUGCGGGGAAGACAGAGGCCUCAAAGUUUAUAAUGAAAUACAUAGCCGCGAACACAACGCAAGUCCACAGGGAAUACAUCGACAGAGUAAAAAACGUGUUAAUACAAUCGAAUUCGAUCUUGGAGACGUUCGGUAACGCGAAGACAAACCGGAAUGAUAAUUCGUCUCGCUUCGGCAAAUACAUGGAUAUACAUUUCGACUACAAAGGUGAUCCUGUUGGUGGACAUAUUAGCAAUUAUCUGCUAGAGAAGAGCAGAGUUGUCAGUCUGCAGCCUGGGGAGAGGAACUUUCAUGCGUUCUAUCAGUUAUUAAGUACAAAUAAUCCUUAUACAAAGAAGUUUGGACUGAGUUCAACCGAAGUGUACAAGAUAUUAGGCAGCGAGCGAGGUACCGCACACGACUCUAAACUCUAUUCUGUAACGAAUAGCGCUUUUAAUGCAUUGGGAUUCUCCUCUACGGUGGUCGAGGAUAUUUGGAGUAUAGUUGCUGGUGUUAUUUUAUUGGGCGAGCUAAGUUUUACCGAAACAUCAGAAGGCGAGCUAAAUAUCGGCGGUCCUUUGCGCUCAUGCGUGACCGCGCUGGGUGUGAGCGAGACGGCGCUACGGGAAGCGUUCGCGUGCCGAGUGCUGGCGGCGGGCGGCGAGCUUGUGAGCAAGCGGCACUCGCUCAGCGACGCGCACUACACGCGGCUUGCACUCGCUAAAGCCGCGUAUGAUAGACUGUUCAGUUGGAUUGUACAAGAGAUCAACAAGGCGAUAGAAGCGCCGAAAGGCACUUUCCGCAGCACUUUGAUCGGUGUGCUCGAUAUCUACGGCUUCGAGAUCUUCGAGACCAACAGCUUCGAGCAGUUCUGCAUCAACUACUGCAACGAGAAGCUGCAGCAGCUCUUUAUUGAGUUGGUGCUGAAGCAGGAGCAGGAGGAGUACGCGCGCGAGGGCAUCCAGUGGACGGCGGUGCAGUACUUCAACAACCGCGUCAUCUGCGAGCUGGUGGACGCGCCGCACCAGGGCAUCAUCGCCAUCAUGGACGAGGCCUGCCUCAAUCCCACCAAGAUAUCAGACAGUCAGCUGCUAGAAGCCAUGGAUAAGAGAUUGAAUGGACAUAAACACUAUACAUCGCGGCAGCUCAGUCCUACUGAUAAAAAACUCAAGCACAGCGUCGAUUUUAGAAUAACGCACUACGCGGGCGAGGUGACGUACGCGGUGUCGGGCUUCAUGGACAAGAACAAGGACUCGCUGUGGCAGGACCUGAAGCGGCUGCUGCACUCCUCGCGCAACGCCUCGCUCGCGCACAUGUGGCCCGAAGGUGCCACUAAUAUACAGAAAACGUCAAAACGGCCGCCGUCCGCGGCGACUUUGUUCCGCAACUCGAUGGGCGCGCUGGUGGCGGGCUUGCAGACCAAGGAGCCCUUCUACGUGCGCUGCGUCAAGCCCAACCCAGUGCAGGCGCCGCAGCACUGGGAUGAACAACUGGUGCGUCACCAGGUGGCGUACCUGGGGCUAGUGGAGAACGUGCGCGUGCGGCGCGCUGGCUUCGCGUCGCGCCAGCGCUACGACCGCUUCCUGAAGCGGUACAAGAUGCUGUCGCAGUACACGUGGCCCAACUUCCGCGGCGCCAGCGACCGCGACGCCGUGCUGGUGCUGCUCCGCGACCUGCACAUCACUGACGUGCAGUUUGGGCAUACCAAACUCUUCAUCAGGAGUGCGCAGACGGUGCACGCGCUGGAGGCGGCGCGCGCGCAGCUGAUCCCCUCCAUCGUGGUGCUGCUGCAGAAGCUGUGGCGCGGCGCGCUCGCCCGCCAGCGCUACAGGAAGAUGAAGGCGGCUCUCUUCAUAUUUAAUGCGUGGAAACGCUACCGCUACCGGCGCUACAUAGCCGAGCUGCAGCAGGAGUUGCAGCGCAACGGGGGCGUGAUCCGGCGCUGGGCGGAGCCUCCCCGGCGCGUACCGGUGUCCAUACUGCAGGCGGCGUACCGGCGCUGGCGCGCGUACCUGACGCUGCGGCCCGUACCGAGGGAGCAGUGGCCGCAGCUGAAGCUGAAGAUCUGCGCCGCCAGCGCCCUCCGCGGCCGCCGCGCGCACUGGGGCGCGGCACGCCUCUGGCGGGGGGACUACCUCGCUUUAGAUAAUUAUCAUGAUAAAGCUAACGUGUACAGAUCAGCGUUGGCGCAGCUGCAGAAGUCCCAGCACGUGGGGAGGGCGGUGUUCUCGUGCCGCGUGCACAAGUUCAACCGGCACAACAAGCUGGCUGCGCGCGCGCUGCUCGUCACCGACACCGCGAUCUGCAAGCUGGACGAUAACAAUUUCAAGCUGCUCAAGAAGCCUACGCCCAUCACUGAGGUGGGUGCGGUGCGCGUGAUGAGUGGCGACGCGCAGCUGGCGGUGAUCAGCGUGCCGAGCGCGCGCAACGACCUCGUGCUAGGGCUGGUCGCGCCCGCGGAGCACGCGCAGCGCGCCGAGCACGUCGACCUCGUCGGGGAACUGCUCGGCGUGCUCGCGCACAGAUAUCACGCAUUGACGGGUUCAGAGUUGGUAGUGGAGGUGGAGAGCGGGGUGACGACGCGCUGCAUCCUGGGCGGGAAGAGCCGCGCGCUGCAGCUGCCGCACGCCCCGCACGCCCCACACGCCCCGCACGCCCCCGACACCACACCGCCCUUCACGCACGCACACAACGUCAUCACCUACCACCCUACGUCAGCGCGCGCGUAAAAUGACGCCCACAUUCAAAUGUAUGCCGUCUCUUUCAUUAUCUUUAAUGAAAUAGAGAUAACAAUAUGUUAUGACGGGAUUGAUGGAAACGUAGAGCUUAAAGGUCAUGUCACACUAACCUGAAAGUUUAUUGUCAACAAUAUAGUUAAUAUAUUUAAGGAAGUAGAUAAUAUUAAUCGUUUAUUAUACUUAUAGUAGUCAAAUUAAUGCGCUGGACGUAUUUGUGCUGAAACUUUUAAUGUUAUUUAGGGCGACGCGUUCACUAUUCAACGCGUAAAGGUCACGUUGCUACGAGACGGCUUAUUGUUUGUAAAAAAUGUUAUAAGCUCUUGUUUCUUUAUUUUUCAGUCGGUACAUGUGUUUUAGUACAUUAUCGAAAUAAAAUUGUUUUUUUUAAUAAAAUAAGCACUUUAUCUUUACUUAUAAUUGAUUCAGUGUGAUGUGACCUUAAAUUAGUGUCUUACAAUGUUGCCUUGCACUUUAAUACUUUUGUAUGAAAAAGUAUUGAAAAGUGAGAAAAUUGAAAUUUAAUUGUAAGUGUUGAUGUUAAGAUAUAAAUAGUACCAUACAAGUACGUAAAUAGUAUUUGGUAAUAAUGUAUAGUAAAAAACGUAACAAAUAGUAUUUAUUUCAUACAAAUAAAAAAAUAAAUUUGGAUAAUAAUGAAUAAAAUCGUAAUAAAAAUAUUCAUUUUAAUUCAUAGUAGUACAAUAAUUUGAUAUUUUAUCGCUUUUCUUGUACACUUGAGUUUUUUAUCUGUGGCAUAUUAAUUUUUUUUUUAAUUUAAUUAUAAUUUAAAUUUUGUUGUUUUUUCCCAUAUCCAUCCACUAUUUUGUUACUUUGAGACUUAAAGAGUUAAUUUUUUUUAUUGAUAUUUAUUUAAGAUCGCCGUUAAUGUUUACUUAAAAUUUUGUCAACUGAAAAUUGGUUUUUUAA
Molecule: messenger RNA, 4096 nt
Organism: Papilio polytes (common Mormon)
Lineage: Eukaryota; Metazoa; Arthropoda; Insecta; Lepidoptera; Papilionidae
Gene: Myo31DF
Product: myosin-IA
Exons: 17
Coding region: 146-3160 (1004 amino acids)
Biological process (GO): vesicle transport along actin filament; actin filament organization
Cellular component (GO): microvillus; cytoplasm; plasma membrane
Molecular function (GO): ATP binding; microfilament motor activity; actin filament binding
Source: RefSeq, a predicted model, not a curated record